Molecule: messenger RNA, 627 nt
Organism: Paralichthys olivaceus (Japanese flounder)
Lineage: Eukaryota; Metazoa; Chordata; Actinopteri; Pleuronectiformes; Paralichthyidae
Source: RefSeq, a predicted model, not a curated record
UCCGGUGCUUCAGGUCGGUUUGAGUUCCGCUGCGAUGCCUGGACGCUGCUGCUCGGAAAUGCUCCCCGGGUCUCCGGAGCGCACGAGGCGGAUUCAGCCGGCGGAUGGGCCGCAGCACCGGCGGGGAUUUGGCUGCUGAUCCUCGGUUCGGCAUCCACGGAACGGAGGGACCUGCAUCACGCCUCGCGGUGGUGGGGGACACUGUGCGCGGCCGUCGGGGGCAUCGAUGUUAUUUAAUUCCGACACUUGACUUGAACAUGAGCACGGAGGAGGCAGGGGCGAGGGGAGGCACCGCCAUCACCCACCGCCACACCUGGGAGGAAGAACCGCGCGCCCCCCGAGGACGUCCGCAUCCCGAGGACGAGGCGGAGCCGGGAGAGGAGCGGGAGGAAGGGGAGGACUGUCGGGAGGACCGGGGCUGCGGGGACACAUGUGGGGGCGCCUUGCAGGAAUCCAACCGGGGGGAUUGUUCCAGCGAGGAUGGGGCGGUCGGGGGAGCAUCGUGCAAGACGCAGGCGAUGCAUUCAAACUGCAGCAGCGACACGUGCAUCCCCACUCCCAGCUGCCGCAUCUGCUUCCAAGGCGCAGAGCAGGUGAGUGAUGUCAUGUGGGUGGACCCGGGCUCAG